AUGUGGCGUCCAUUCUCCUCCGUCCUCCGUCCAUCUCACAGCCUGCCCUACUGGUCUCGAGCCCUAACCACCACUGCGUCUCCUUCCUCUGCAACUCAACAAGUCGUCGGCGUCAUUGGCCUGGGCCAAAUGGGCGGCCGCAUGGCCGACAACCUCCGCAAACACGGCCACCGCCUCGUCGUGUGCGACCCCGAGGCCGCCAACGUCCAGCGACAGGUUGAUCAAGGCGCUGUCGCUGCUGCUACUGCUCGAGAAGUGGCCGAGCAGUGCGACACCAUCGUCACGAUGCUGCCUUCUACGGCCACAGUCGAGCGCGUCUACUUGGGCGUCGACGGCGUGCACGAAGCGCUGCACAAGGACCACGUGCUCCUGGACUCGAGCACGAUCGACCCGAUCUUUACCAAGAAGCUGAGCAAGGAGCUGCACGAGCGGGGGGCGAUGUUCGUCGACGCGCCCGUGUCUGGCGGCGUUGCAGGCGCACAGAACGGGACGUUGACGUUCAUGGUGGGCGGCACGCUGCAGGAGUUUGAGCAAGUCAAGCCACUGUUGAAGGCCAUGGGGAAGAACCUCGUGCAUUGCGGGGGCAGCUCUACGGGCCAAAUUGCCAAGUUAUGCAACAACUUGGCGCUCGCGAUUCAGAUGGCGUCGGUGGCUGAGGCUAUGAACCUCGGCACGACGCUUGGGAUUGACGCUGCGGUUCUCAAGAAUAUCAUGGACACGUCCACGGCGUCGUGCUGGUCGACUCUUGUGAAUCAUCCGUAUCCGGGCUUGAUGGAAAACGUGCCGUCGUCGAAUGACUACGAAGGCGGGUUUGCAGUCACGUUGCACCGGAAAGAUCUGGGGCUUGCAAUGGACUGUGCCAAGCAGGCGGAAGUGUCCAUUCCACUGACUUGCCAGGUUCACCAGCUCUUUAACAUGAUGGUUGCAGGGGGCUACGGCAAGAAGGACUUUAGUUACCUCCUACCGUACCUCAAGAAUGGCAAGUAA
Molecule: messenger RNA, 987 nt
Organism: Peronospora matthiolae
Lineage: Eukaryota; Oomycota; Peronosporomycetes; Peronosporales; Peronosporaceae
Source: the annotation of a GenBank genome assembly